AUGAAUAAUUAUACUCACUAUACUCCUCUUCCUGCUAACUUAAUCCCCGACGAGGCCAACCCGCCAUGGAACAACAAAGGUGACAAUGCAUGGCAGCUCACCGCUGCAACGCUUGUCGGUCUCCAGAGCGUGCCGGGCCUUAUUAUCCUCUACGGAGGUGCUGUGAAGAAGAAAUGGGCGGUUAAUUCGGCCUUCAUGGCACUAUAUGCUUUUGCUUGUGUUCUAGUUUGUUGGGUUUGUUGGGGCUAUAGACUGUCCUUUGGAGAUAAACUUAUUCCUAUAUGGGGCCAAAUUAACGUGGCAUUGGAACAAGAUUAUCUUCUUCAAAAUGCGUUUUUGGGUUAUUUUCCGAACGCAACGAUGGUGUUUUUCCAAUUUGUUUUUGCAGCUAUCACUUUGAUUUUGAUUGCUGGGGCUGUGUUGGGGAGAAUGAAUUUCUAUGCAUGGAUGUUGUUUGUUCCUCUCUGGCUGACCUUCUCAUACACCUUUGGAGCAUUUACUAUUUGGUCUACUAAUGGUUGGCUAUCUACUCGUGGGAUUAUUGAUUAUUCUGGUGGGUAUGUGAUCCAUUUGUCCUCUGGAGUUGCUGGAUUCACAGCUGCAUAUUGGGUUGGUCCUCGUUCAAACAAGGACAGGGAAAGGUUCCCUCCAAACAACAUCCUACUGAUGAUGGCCGGGGCAGGGUUGCUGUGGAUGGGUUGGUCGGGGUUCAAUGGCGGAGACCCUUAUGCGGCCAACAUCGACGCUUCCUUGGCCGUCUUGAACACUCACGUCNUGAUGAUGGCCGGGGCAGGGUUGCUGUGGAUGGGUUGGUCGGGGUUCAAUGGCGGAGACCCUUAUGCGGCCAACAUCGACGCUUCCUUGGCCGUCUUGAACACUCACGUCUGCGCCGCCACUAGCCUGUUGACAUGGCUCAUUCUCGACGUUGUGUUCUUCGGAAAGGCUUCAAUCAUUGGUGCUGUCCAAGGCAUGAUCACUGGUUUGGUUUGCAUCACUCCGGCAGCUGGGGUUGUGCAAGGAUGGGCAGCCAUAAUAAUGGGAAUUUGUUCAGGUUCCAUCCCCUGGUUCACCAUGAUGGUUGUGCACAAAAAAUCCGAGCUCCUUCAGAAAGUUGACGACACGAUGGCCGUUCUACACACUCACGCCAUCGCCGGAAGCCUUGGGGGCAUCCUUACUGGCCUCUUCGCUCACCCUAGGCUAUGUAUGUUAUUCUAUGCCGACUACAAGCAGUACGUUGGCCUCUUCUACGGCUUUCACAUGGGAGAUUUCCGCACGGGAUUUAGACAGAUAGGGCUUCAACUUCUAGGAAUUCUGUUUGUGGUUGUGCUUAACGUUGUGAGCACAAGCUUGAUAUGUUUGUUUAUCCAACUCAUUGUCCCUUUAAGGAUGUCUGAAGAGGAUAUGGCUAUUGGUGAUGAGGCUGCUCAUGGAGAGGAGGCUUAUGCUAUUUGGGGCCAAGGUGAGAGGCUCGAGAGUUCGAAGUUUUCGAAUUGCAACGACAUUGAAGUGCCGGUGACUACGGGUCAAGUUGAGAUGAUAUGA
Ilex paraguariensis (yerba mate) is the source of this 1542-nucleotide messenger RNA. Lineage: Eukaryota; Viridiplantae; Streptophyta; Magnoliopsida; Aquifoliales; Aquifoliaceae. The record is from the annotation of a GenBank genome assembly.